Molecule: messenger RNA, 1526 nt
Organism: Penaeus indicus
Lineage: Eukaryota; Metazoa; Arthropoda; Malacostraca; Decapoda; Penaeidae
Exons: 6
Coding region: 277-1323 (348 amino acids)
Source: RefSeq, a predicted model, not a curated record
UGGAAAUAGUGUUUCCUGACAAAAAUAAGAACGGCCAUGUUUACGGUGUGAUUUGUGUAGAUUAUGGAGACGAGAAAUAUUAAUCUCUUUUGACAUAUGAAGGUCUCUAUCGCUCUAUUGCAAUUAACUGGUGUGUUAGGAAAAUAAUAAAAAAAUCCGUAUCUCAAAGUGAUAUCAAGAGAAGACAUUCACCGCCAGCAACGUAUUGUAAAAUUUACUCUAUGUCCCUGAAUUCACAAUAAAUUCCGACUCACUUAUCUUCAAAAUCCUUAAAAUAUGGAAAAACAUGGACAACUGAUGCAGUCGAAACCAUUUCCUAAUUUGACCGGGCUGGUGUGCGUCUCCUUGGCACUUAUCCUGUUCUUCCACUAUAGUGCCCACACUCUGCCUGAUCUUCUGCCGUGGUUGUCACCUUCCUGUGAACAAGAGUGCUUGGAAACAUACUUUUCGUACCGGAGUCUCUCCCAGAAGGACCCAGACUUCGUGGCGGCUGUGAGGGGCGCUUACAUCCUCCCUCCUCCCUCCCGCCCCGACACGUCCCCCUUCGAUGUUCGCCGGCCUGUGUGGAGGGAGCUGCUCGAGUGGGAUAAAGUACAAGAAAUGUUGAUGGCGUUGUGGAAGAGUGAGCCUCCCGGAACCUUCGUGGAAAUCGGUGCCGUCGACGGAGAGUUUAUGAGCCAGACGCUGAUGCUGGAGAAGGCCCUCGGCUGGUCGGGACUCCUCGUGGAACCGGAUCCUCGCUCGUUCGCCAUUCUGCAAGAUCGGCGUCGCAAUGCUUCUCUCGCUUCGUUAUGUGUCGACGAAAAGCAUUCUGAUCUGCACCUGUUCUGGGCGAUGGAUUUGAUAAAAGGUUUGCCUCAAGAAUAUCAAGCGCUCACGAUGGCCAGGAGCAAAUUGUCAUCAGAAACCAUCGUCGGGGAUGAACGUCAGGGAAGGUCGACGCUGGUGCGCUGCGUGCCCCUGUCGACCCUCCUCCUCGCUGCUCGCAUCCAGACGGCAGACUUCUUGAGCGUGGCGACGGGGCUGCCCGAAGAUCAUAAGCUCCUUCGUGGCGUGCUGAGGGAGCCGGCGGUCUUCGAUAUUAAGACCAUCCUGGUGCAGUACACGCGGGCCGUCCUGAAGGAGACGCCGUACCCAAGUCUUCAUGGGUACAUGUAUGACAUGGAGCGGUCUUUCCUCAUGACGCGGCUCUACUGGAGGAGGAGCCACUGCCGGCUGCUCGAGAAGGUGACAGCCUGCAGGAGGUUCAAGCACUACGACCUGGCGGAGGCUUGCUUCAAGUACCGCUGCCUGGGUUUCGCUACCGUGUGGUCGUACAGCUGAGCGUCGGAGCGAAAGGGCGCUGGCUUUUUAUUCUUCUCCUUCUAUUUAUUACCAGUUUCUGUCCUUUCUUUUCUUUUUUGGUUAUGCACCGUUUAUUUUAUUAUGAUUUAUUCAUUCGUACGCCAGGUUACAGUGACAACGAUUCAAUCACACGUCACGUUGCAGUGGCAUUGGUGAGCCUAAAACAUUUUGCCCCGUCAUGU